Molecule: messenger RNA, 975 nt
Organism: Triplophysa rosa
Lineage: Eukaryota; Metazoa; Chordata; Actinopteri; Cypriniformes; Nemacheilidae
Product: solute carrier organic anion transporter family member 3A1-like
Exons: 2
Biological process (GO): sodium-independent organic anion transport; transmembrane transport; prostaglandin transport
Cellular component (GO): membrane
Source: RefSeq, a predicted model, not a curated record
CCGGCAGUCGGUAGAAACUCACAUGUAAGAUAGUAACAACCGAGGCGGAGAAAUAAGCCCGCGGACUGGAGAAGUACUGAUCAAACACAACACGACGGCUGCUCUGACACUCUCGGAAGUUAAACAUGUUGUUUGGAGCACAAACCGGCGUUUUUGCGACAGAAAGCAUCGGAGGAGAGUUUAGUUCGUCCUCAUUCAUCGGAGGAGUUUCAAUGAAAAGUCUCCAACCUGUCACACGGCGCAAAGUCUGACUGUAAACAGUCGCAGUUUUAUAGAUUCAUGAAGACAGGCUUGAUUUAGAAACACUGCGCCGGGGGUUUCACAUGGUCGUUUGGGUGGAUGCAUUUACUUUCCGUUUUCAAUAGUUUAUCGUUGCAUUUCUAGACUGCAGGAUGCAUGUAAAGAAACCGACGAACUCUGAAGACCCUCAACGGGAUGACAUGAAGAAAAAGACUUCAUGCUUUUCAAAUAUUAAGAUAUUCUUAGUAGCGGAAUGCGCUCUGAUGAUGGCACAGGGCACAGUGGGCGCAUACCUGGUAAGUGUGCUGACCACACUGGAGCGCCGUUUCAAUCUUCAGAGCGCUGAUGUGGGCGUCAUUGCCAGCAGCUUUGAGAUUGGCAACCUGGCCUUCAUUUUAUUCGUAAGUUAUUUCGGUGCCAAAGCCCACCGUCCUCGAUUAAUUGGCUGCGGGGGCAUCAUCAUGGCCCUGGGAGCGCUGCUGUCUGCAUUACCGGAGUUCCUCGCCAGUCAAUACAAGAUCAUAGACUCCUGGAGCAAAGAUCUGGGGCGAGAUGUGUGUUCUAAUACCUCCAAAGUAGACGAACUGUGUGGGAAUAGAGCCAACACCAACAUGAUGUACCUGCUUCUGAUCGGCGCACAGGUCCUGCUGGGAAUCGGGGCCACACCCGUGCAGCCUUUGGGUGUGUCCUACAUAGACGAUCACGUACGAAAGAAAGACUCGUCUCUCUAUAUAG